Messenger RNA from Tachysurus vachellii, 1970 nucleotides. RefSeq names its product Dexi homolog (mouse) (gene dexi). The coding region runs from base 463 to 732 and encodes 89 amino acids. The transcript has a single exon. Lineage: Eukaryota; Metazoa; Chordata; Actinopteri; Siluriformes; Bagridae. The record is from RefSeq and is a predicted model, not a curated record.
UGUGUUUUUGUUUUUCUUAGUUGACGCCGAUUGUCAAAUUGUCUCGAUUCUAACCUUUAUUUCUGUUAAACUAGAUUUCGGGACAAAGUGGUGACUGAUACCGCGAUUAUAAACACCUGGCGUUCAGCAAGAGCACGUCUGGAAAGACCAGGUUUAAAAACAUGUAUAUUAAUGUGAUGUUUUAUUCAACACCGAGUUUAUUGGUGCAGGAAAUGGAGUGAGACUGAAAACUGAAGCUCUUCUGUAAUAAACUGGAGACUCAGCAGAUGUUCUGUUCCUUCUGCACUGCACAUGUCAGAACGAGGAAAACUGCACAGGAUUCAAUAAAAACCUCCCGUCAUUACAGCGAUGCACCAGAAGGAGGCGCACGUGGUCCUGCACCUCAUAUUCAUCAUCAUCUAAAGCUCUUCCACAUGGCUGCAGGAUUCGACCCAUAAGACAAGAUCACAUGUGUGAGAUUCUAUGCCACACUCCGUCUAUUUACGAUUGGAUUCUGUGGAGUCUUUAAUCGACGUCCUUCCCUAUAUGUUUUAUCUCGGCCUCUUCUUUGUGAACGUCCUCAUCCUCUACUACGCCUUUCUGAUGGAGUACAUAGUGCUGAAUGUGGGGAUCGUGUUCCUGCCCGAGGACAUGGACCAAGCUUUGGUGGAUCUGGGCGUCCUCUCGGACCCGGCAUCCGUCCCGUACGAGACGGACACGGAGUUCGAUGUGCUUGAGGGAUAUCUGGAAUAGGUAGUAAGGACAGAACAUGGCUCGAGCUAUGAGCCAUACAUGUCAGGUCUGUGGUGAGAAGGCGGCAUUAUGGGUAAUACAGCCAAGGACUGGAGUGAUGUUGAUGAUGACGAUCGCUGUAGCUUUGAGAAAAUGGUGCCUUGGUUAAUAUAUAGCAGAGAUAGACAGCAGAAAAAAGUAAGCCAACAUAAGACCUUUAUAAUAAUAGUGACAUAUGAUGCACCCGAUUGUGUGAACUAAAGGAACAAGGAGCUGAACGCAGUCCCUGUCAUGCUGCUGUCUGAUUGUGUGUGUUCAUGCUGCUGUGUGUUGAUGUUGACACACACAAGGAAUUUGGUUCCAGCUGUUUGUGACUCUCAAAAGUACAGACAUAAAUAACACUAUACUCUAGAUUUAGCUUGUACUAUACAAGACAAUACAGACAGUAAAUAAUACAGUACUAUACAAUACAGACGAGUAAACAGUAAAAUAAUCACCGACGAGCUCCUCUUACUUCCCAAAAGUUGCCAUGUGUUUUAUUUCCCUUAUACACCAAACAAACAUAACUGUGUCUAUUUACUGUUACAUUUAAUGCCGUAGAACAUCCAGAAAACGAGUUACUCGUGAGUCAAAAUAUGUCAGUUUAGAUCUUUAUUUCUGUUUAAAAACACUGAGCCUGAAGAUUCCUUCCGUGCACGAUCACAGAAAACGUGACCAUUCACCACGUAUUAGAACGAGCGCAUUAAUAUCAUCGAGCUGCUGUUACAGAAAACUAAUCAGCACCUUCUGACCAAUCAGAAUCCAUAAGGUUGUCCAGGCUCGAGAACAGAUGACGUGAAAAUCUUCUCUUCGGAUGGAAUUUACUAACGGAUCGGAUCGACGUCAGACGCGGCUCUCUAAUCACAGAGCCGGCUUAGGUUUAGACUGAGGUGUUAUUAAAGCUGAUAUUCAUCUCAUUUUUCAUUACAGAAAUGAAUAAAGCACUUAACACGUUCAUGCUUUACGCCACAGAUGACUUCUGCAUGGUUUUGUUUUGUUUUGAAUCGUUCCUUUUGUAGAUUAGAUGACGGAGGUGAGCGAAACCUCUUCGAGACUGACGUGAUAUUCUCAGUAUUGUGCUGCUUCCGAAGAGUCUGACGAGCUGUUCGCUUGUGACACGCUGUAACUGGUGGAUUUCAGACACAUACAUAUAUAUAUAUAUAUUCUGUAUAUGUAUAUAUAAAUAUAUCUAUAUUUAAUAAAUAAUUAAUUUCACUUUA